AGACACAUGGGGCAUCAGCCCUGAGCUUCAUACCAUGUUCAUGAACGAACGGGUAAAACACAUUAGGUAUUUCUGUUGAAGUAAAAGUCGGCACUAUUGGAAAAAAAGAAGAAAGAAAACAUGAUAACCAUAAGACGUCCAAAACCGCCGACAUUACAUUUUCCCAAAGCCCUGGUGGAUUCCCUUCAAAUUGCCCAUUUUUCCGACAAACCGCCCUAAACAUAAAUAUACGUACUUUACAGUGAUUUAAAGGAGCAAAACCUCACUUUGGAGAAGCUAGAAGAGCUAAUGCCUCGCCAAGGAAUUUGAACCCCCAAUGGCCAACCACUUGAAUUGCAGCCUACUCCUUAAUACAUAAAUGCUUAUUAAUGGAUUAACGUUUGUGCCAGCUCUUUUUCUUUCAAUCUAGUAAUUAUAUUGUUAUAGGAUGUUAUAUUAUAUUACUAUGUUGUAUAGGGAAUAGUUUGUGUUGAAACAGGGAGUCAUUUCACACAUAACCAUCUUUUGAAAUUGAAAAUGGACAAGAUCGUUUUAGGAUGUAUGAUAAAGACAAAGGUCUUCACAAAGUGGGUUCUGUUGAGGGUUAGUCAGCACCAAAUAACUGCUGUUGCAUUCGUCUGAAUGUGUUGAAAGCAUAAUGUCUUGUGGUUGCGACCGGUUGUCACAGCCGGUGUUUGCUUUGAGCUGUCAGAGGCAAAACACACCCCACUGAACACAGAGGGAAAGAGACCUGCUUCGACAUCACUGAUUAGGGUAGGGCCAGAGCUGCAACAGGCCUAACGUUUCCACCAGUAGAGAGCAGUAACAGUAACAUGAUACUGUGACAGGAACCCUUUUUUAUGAAUACGUUUUACUUUUGAUGUUUACGUAGCUUGUGUUUUACUGCAUACAUUUCUAUACUUUUACUUUAAAAAAAAGUGUGCGAUCAAUUUUUUGUUGUGUUUGUUUAAAGGAACUGAGGAAACUUUUGAGCUCGGCACGUUUCUAUUUGAUGCCCAUCCCUGUAUGGAACUGGGAAGUGAAAGUAACCCUAAUCACACCAAUUAUAUCACUCAAAUGUGACAGACAACAUAGAGUAACAUCGUGCUUCUUCAACUUCAAACUGUUUGGAUCCAUUCAACACAAUCCCCUCUGUCAUACUAAGAUUCAUAGGAAGCCGCACUGCUGCAUUCCCGCCCUCCCUUGACAUCAGGAGGAUCUUCACAGUCUGAGAGUAGCUGUCAGUUUGUCUGCCUGUUUCACACAAACAAGUCUCACCUUGAAGAAAGGGAGGCAGGAAAGGAUCCUUUGAGAAUGUCAAGCUCGCUGGUUGUGUGUGAAGUGGAUGAAAGUCUGAAAGCUAAACUGAGAAAGUUUAGAUUCCGUAAAGAGACCAACAAUGCUGCCAUACUAAUGAAAAUAGACAUGGAGAAACAGAUUGUUAUCCUAGAAGAGGAAUAUGAGGACAUCUCACUGGAUGAGUUGAGAGAUGAACUCCCAGAGCGGCAACCCAGGUUCAUGGUCUACAGCUACAAAUAUGUCCAUGCUGAUGGAAGGGUGUCUUACCCUCUGUGUUUCAUAUUCUCCAGUCCAAUGGGAUGUAAGCCGGAGCAACAGAUGAUGUAUGCAGGCAGCAAGAAUCGACUGGUGCAAGCUGCAGAGCUCACAAAGGUCUUUGAAACCAGAAAUACUGAUGACCUGACAGAAGAAUGGCUGAAGAACCAGUUGGGAUUCUUUGGCUGAAUAUGCAGGCGUAUCAGUUCAUUUUUGUGAAACAUGGCUGUUGAUUGUAGUUUUCAAUUUCUGUGCAUGUUAUUAAAUGAUUUACUCUAUGAAUGGAA
Messenger RNA from Cyclopterus lumpus (lumpfish), 1820 nucleotides. RefSeq names its product glia maturation factor, gamma (gene gmfg). Gene Ontology annotation, biological process: negative regulation of Arp2/3 complex-mediated actin nucleation; actin filament debranching. The transcript has 8 exons. Gene Ontology annotation, molecular function: actin binding; Arp2/3 complex binding. Bases 1294 to 1722 code for a protein of 142 amino acids. Lineage: Eukaryota; Metazoa; Chordata; Actinopteri; Perciformes; Cyclopteridae. The record is from RefSeq and is a predicted model, not a curated record. Gene Ontology annotation, cellular component: actin cortical patch.